CACCUUACAGAUGGGUUGGUAAAACCACUCGACAUGAAUGCCUGGCUAGCCGACGCCUCGAACCUUCCGAACCAUGACAAUGGUGCUUUUCAUCAGGCGACCAUUGAUCCCUCCGCGGCAUUCCUUCACACCUCUCCCACUCCCGACCCUACCCAGUUCCAGCGCAUGUUCAAUGGCGUACCGCGAAAUGCCUCCCCUGGCUUCCACAACCCUAACCAGGUGAUUCCUUCCAAGAGGCCGCGACCAGAGGAUGGUCUGUCGAUGUCGCCCCGACAGGCCCCGGGCGGCAUCGCUGCAUCCCGGUCACAAACUCCCCAUCAAGUGCCAUACCCAGGGUAUCAAGGAGCUGCCAAUGGCACGCCGCAAUAUCCUCCGCAUCCGACCCCGUACCAGCAUCUCCAGCAAGGAGCUUCCCCGAACGUCACCCAAUCUCCGAUCAUGCAGGAAUUUGACCAACACGGGGUACAGCGGAUGGGCACAGCCUCCCCCAGCCCGUUUUCCCCAGCCGGCCCUCAAGUAGGCUCCCAUAUGUCUCCGUCGCAGUCGGACCAUCCGAGUAGGGUGAACACCCCGCAGAACAGCUCUUUUAUGCCUGGUCAGCCCUUUCCUCAGGCCAUGGGACCCCAGUUUACGCCCGCACCUGCAAUGACUUCUGCUACUGUGCAGGCCCCGAUGCAGGCCCCGAUGCAGGCCCAUUAUGGUGGCAUGCCUCAGGGUUAUCAGCAGGCGAUAGCUGCCCAGCAGCAACAGCAGCGAAUGCAUGCCAUGCAGAUGCAAAACCAGGGUCGCCCGAUGGUCAUGAAUCCCGCCAUGGCUGGGCGGCCUGUAGCAGCUGGGAUGAAUGCGAUGGCUAAUCCUCAACAAAUGGCUGCGAUUAGACAGAUGCAACAGACUAUGGCUAAACCGCCGAAUCCAGAAGGAUUUAUGAGGUCCUUGCAGAAGUUCAUGAUGGCGCGGAAUUUGCCCCUAGAUCAGAAUCCUCAUGUUUGUGGUCGUCCGAUCAAUCUAGUCCAACUUUAUGCUACAGUUAUGAAGCUAGGUGGAUCAAAGAAGAUAACCGCCACGAAUAUGUGGCAUGUCAUUGCUCAGCAGCUUCAAUUUCCCCAGAUGCAGCUUCCAAUGGCUGUGCAAGAGAUCCGGGACCAUUACCAGCGGAACCUUGCUGCAUACGAACAGGCCUUCCUCAACACGCAGCAGAAACAGUUUGCGGACCAAAUGCAGCAGACAGGGGUUCCACGACAAUCAAGUGAUCCAUCAGCCUUGCAGUACCAGUCUCCAGCUAUGAAACCGGGCCAGGGUUUUGACAAUGCGCAGCAGAUGGGAAAUCCAUCCCCUGUCGCUGCGCCUGUACCCAGUACUGUACAACACAGUCACAGUGCCUCGAACGGGUUCGCAACACCCACCCCUGUCAAAACUCAGGGCAAGCAACCAAAUCAGCACCGCCUCAGUAUAUCACGCCAGUCACAGCCCCCAGCGACGCCGCAUGAUCCUACUGGCCAAAUACCGAGCCAGUCGCCUGCGCCGCCCGGCAAGGGUCCAGGUCAAAUGCCUGGAAAACCUUCGGAGCAGCUAGACCAGUCGUCUGACCAGCCACUGAAACACCAGAUUGAGGACCCUUUCAAACCCAUGGUCUUGCCAGAAAGCAAUUUCCAUGGUCUGAUAGCCGUCGAUGAAAUGUAUCAAAUCGGGGAGGAGAUUUCCCGAUUUAAGCCUAAUGUUCCCACUUUUGCGGAGCUGGGUGUAAUUGACAUUCACGCUCUCACAAUGAGCAUCAAGUCCGGGAUACAUGCCGAAAUGCGCAUGGCCUUGGACACUCUUACCUCUAUAUCUUCGGAGCCCGCGAUUCAGAUCUCUCUAGACAACUGCGAUGAUUUGGUGGAAAGUUUAAUAGAAUGCGCCGAGGACCAGGCGGAGUUACUCGCAGAGCAUGCCGCAGAAGUGUCGGACAUGAUGCUUCUUUCUUCAUAUGAGGAAAUAACUCGUGGAUGUCAGUCAGAGUGGACGACAUUGGCGGACAUUCCUGAAUUUGGAAGCCUUGACUACGAAUUAGAUCGCGCUGUCGACCGCCUCAUCUGCAUCACUACUAUUCUACGCAACUUUUCGUUCAUCGAGUCGAAUUUCGGGAUACUGUCCACCCCUCCAGUCGUUCAGUUCAUGUCUACUAUCAUCCGUUAUCUUGGCACCCGCAAUAUGCUACUACGGACGCAUCAGAACACCCUGGACUUCAUGAAGGACACGGUCACUUACUUGAGCAACGUGGCCCACACCAUUCAGCUACCAAGUAAAGAAGAAGCCCUUUGUCUUUUGCACUUCCUUCUUUCUUUUGCACCGUUUCCAGGACCAACGGGUCCGGAUGGCAUUAUGUUCACGUCAUAUAACCCCUCCAUUCACAAAUACACACCGGCAGCGGUUGACAGCUUAGCCAAGCUUCUGGCACGCGAUGAGCCCAAUCGGACCUUUUUCAGAGCGAUCUUUUCUGGCGAUGGCAGUUCGAUUCAACAGGAGUUGCUUACCCGUGCCUUUGGACUGGCCAUUUGUCCGGUCCCUGAUCAGCCCCGGAAACCCUUAGCUAUAGCGGAUGCUCGCAAGGUUUUCCUCAUGCAAGGACUCCUAGCUGCAGAUAUCCUUUCAGGGUUUGCAGAUGGUCCUAUCGCCAGAUCAUGGCUGGAGUCCGUUGAUGGGUUCGCCAUCCAUCUCCUCCGGCUUUCUUGCCUCCUGAGUACGGAAAGAUUCCCUCCGCCCAAUACCACUUCACGCCAGACCCAUGCCGCAAGGGGCCAGGCUGAAGCGGAAGCCUCAGCAUACAGUUCCAUAAUCAAUCGAGGUCUAGCGAUUCUGCGCCGACUGGCCGAGAAAUCGAAGCUCACUGAUUCGAAUGCUAUAUUACGUUUUCCGUCGGGAAUUAUACCAAGGAAAGAGAGCCUGCUUGGCGCACUGUUGAUGCCUAACAUAGAUCCUGGUGUUGUUCGGCAACUGAUAACUUAUGCACGACUUGCGGAAUGAUUGUGGUCACUUCUGGACGGUUGAUUUGUGAGCCGUUUCUAGCGAGGGCAACCAAAAGCUUUAGCCACGCUUUGAGCAUGCCUUGUUGAUGUCUGCUUCUGUCAUGUCUUCUAUUCAUCUUGAGUAAACCACUAUCUACAUCUCCUCAUU
This is a messenger RNA of Aspergillus sclerotioniger CBS 115572, 3153 nucleotides long. Its product is annotated as putative ARID/BRIGHT domain protein (SWI1). Gene Ontology annotation, biological process: regulation of transcription by RNA polymerase II. The record is from RefSeq and is a predicted model, not a curated record. The coding region runs from base 34 to 3003 and encodes 989 amino acids. The transcript has a single exon. Gene Ontology annotation, cellular component: SWI/SNF complex; nucleus. Gene Ontology annotation, molecular function: transcription cis-regulatory region binding. Lineage: Eukaryota; Fungi; Ascomycota; Eurotiomycetes; Eurotiales; Aspergillaceae.